GGGCACCCGCCGGUCAUGGCAGUCAGUAGGUCUUUGACUACGACUCAAACUCCACGAACCACCCAACAGGUGACAGCACUACCAGACAUCAUGGCGGAGGUGGGGAUGUCAUCCGCUGAUCUCGUAAAUGAUGCGAAACCUGCUCGGGCUACGCAGUACAUCGCUGCUAUAUCAGCAACGAUGGGAGCCCUCUGCUUCGGCACAGUUCUCGGUUACUCCUCCCCAGCGGGCAUCUUACUGACCAGCAACUCCACCGACAGUUCCCUGCAGCUGACCACCGUCGAAAACAGCUGGUUCUCCUCGUCAGUCAACCUCGGGGCUCUCGUAGGAGGUCCAAUCGGCGGCCUCUGUGUCAACGCCAUCGGCCGGCGGGGAACCAUGCUGGCCUUGUUCCCGUUCUUCUUCGGGUCCUGGGUGAUCAUCGCUCUCGGUCAAAACUUCGCCAUGCUCUUGGUGGGUCGCAUCAUCGCUGGACUGUGCACAGGGGUAGUGUGCAUAGCAAGUCCCACCUACAUCGGAGAAUUCGCCUCUGCUGACAUCCGGGGAACGUUAGGCGCAGGUUUCCAGCUGAUGGCGGGGGUUGGCAUUCUCUACGCAUACAUCUUUGGUGCUUUUAUAAACAGCUGGCAAAUACUCGCAGUUGUGUGCGCUGUCCCGACAAUCCUUUUCUGCGUGUUAAUGGUCUUCUCAAAGGAGUCCCCGAGUUACCUGCUCUCUAAGGGGAAAGAUAAGGAGGCCCAGGAAUCUAUGCGAUACUUCCGAGGACCUGACUACAACAUCCAGCCGGAGAUGCAGAUGCUGAAACAGAGUCUCGAAGACUCCAGAGCGAACAAAGCUUCUUUCUCAGACCUGAAGCAGGCGUACAUCUUGAAGCCUCUCCUUAUCGCCGUUGCACUCAUGUUAUUCCAGCAGCUCUGUGGCGUCAACGCUGUUCUCUUUAACUUGAAGGCUAUCUUUUCGGAGUCAGGAACAGACCUCUCCGAUGACGUCAGUUCCAUCAUCGUCGGUGUAGUUCAAGUUCUGGCCACUGUUGUCGCUAGUGUGCUUAUGGACAGAGCUGGUAGGAAAUUUCUUCUGAUCACAUCUUCGGCAGCCAUGACAGUUGCUCUCGUGGGUCUCGGUGUCUUCUUCUACCUGAAAGACAAUGGUGACGUCAGUGCCCUCGGAUGGCUCCCUAUUACGUCAUUGAUGGUCUUCAUUGCGGCAUUCAGUUUCGGCUUCGGACCUAUCCCUUGGCUCAUGAUGAGCGAACUUUUCACACCCAACGUUCGUGAAGCUGCCGGCGGGCUGAGUACAAUGACAAACUGGGGAAUGUCUUUUAUUGUCACGUACUUCUUCGAGAGUAUGCGGGAUGCCAUCCACGAAUACGGUGUGUACUGGCUCUUCGGUGGUAUCUGCGCCGUCAGCUUGGUCUUCUGUGUCCUGGUGGUGCCGGAGACGAAGGGAAAGACCCUGCAGGAGAUCACGGCGCUCUUUGGGGGUCCUGCCACGUCCCCUACGCCCGCCAGACCUUCAUCGCCUUCGUCAGCGUCCGAGAAACAGAAAUGGUAGACAUGAAGGAUCUACUCGUCGCGGUUGGUUGAAGGAUCAGCUGGUCACGGAUGGUUGGAGGAUCUGCUCGUGAUGAAUCGCCGCAGAAUCUUCUAGGCCAAAGAAUUACUCAGGGAUCAUCAAGGGUCGGGAAAGAGAUCCUUGGGCUCGAAGGCUAACGCUGAGACUUGAGAUGGAAGAAUCCUUGAGAAACGGAAGGCAUUGAGGGUUUUCCCCAAGCACGGAUGGAAUGGACUUAUACAAAGGCAGUCGAUUGACUUUAAGAUUUCUUUCCUUGUUUAAUGGCAAAUUAAAUAAUUUACGACACAAAAACCCAAAGAUCCAGCAUAAAACAGCAAGCUGGCCUUGGUAAAGAGAAGAGAAGAAUCACAGUGCAUGACGACCAUAUCCUAAAUGACCCGUGCUUUCCUGUUAAAGUCUAACUGCUACCAACACUAACUUUCAUUUGUGAACAGAAUAUUUCUGAAUGCAACAGACCGAUGUGUUAUGUAUGAAAUGAACUAGGUAAAUAUUGCAAUAUAAGGAAAUAUAAUAUUUGCAUAUAUCGCCAUGUUCACUAUGAAGGUAAUUUUAGACUACUGGCACUUUAAUCUUAACCAUUUUCUCUAUCAAAUAUCACGUUACUGCUUUAUUGUAAUAUAUCUUGCCUUAUUUAUGUAACUACCCCUCCCCCUUUUUAUUGCCUACAUCCAUGCUGACAUUUCAAUAAUUUAUUCACGAAAAUCUCACCAUUUUAGAAGUAGUGUUUUUCCAAUUGUAAAUAUCUGUUAAAUAGGAUAGCCGUUGUACAGACGCUCUCGUUUUCUGUUGUAGACGAGAUGCAGACUGAACACCGAACUGGUUAAGUUAUAUGUUAAUUAAUAUAUUGCUGACUUGAACAUUUUGUUACCCACAGAGAUAUUUAAGUAAUUCGAAAAACGAAUAAAUAAAAAGAAAUGUCAAACUAAA
Molecule: messenger RNA, 2499 nt
Organism: Penaeus monodon (black tiger shrimp)
Lineage: Eukaryota; Metazoa; Arthropoda; Malacostraca; Decapoda; Penaeidae
Product: facilitated trehalose transporter Tret1-like
Exons: 10
Coding region: 16-1551 (511 amino acids)
Biological process (GO): carbohydrate transport; transmembrane transport
Cellular component (GO): membrane
Molecular function (GO): sugar transmembrane transporter activity
Source: RefSeq, a predicted model, not a curated record